Messenger RNA from Hansenula anomala, 3165 nucleotides. RefSeq names its product AAA family ATPase peroxin 1 (gene PEX1). Gene Ontology annotation, biological process: protein import into peroxisome matrix. Gene Ontology annotation, cellular component: cytosol; peroxisomal membrane; peroxisome. The coding region runs from base 1 to 3165 and encodes 1054 amino acids. The record is from RefSeq and is a predicted model, not a curated record. NCBI's taxonomy places the organism in Eukaryota, Fungi, Ascomycota, Saccharomycetes, Phaffomycetales, Wickerhamomycetaceae. Gene Ontology annotation, molecular function: ATP binding; ATP hydrolysis activity. The transcript has 2 exons.
AUGGAGGCUAAUGGUGUUACGGUGUCGCUGGUGCCGCUGAAAACCAAUUUGAUCAACCUGCCAGCAGACCUGGGGUCGACGUUGUACAAUCUGAACUUGCCUGCUCAGAAUGUGCUUAUAAAGAUCAGUUUCUUCAGAGGUGGUGUCGCCAAAGUAUUUUAUACCGGCUGGUCUGGUUAUACAACCUCAGGUAACACAAUUGAAAUUGAUCCUGCGCUGGCAAAUGUUAAUGAAUUGAGUGAAACGAACAGGGUGAAAGUAGCUGUGAUCACAGAGUAUGAAGAAGUCAACAAAGUGCAUGUUGAUCCAUUAUCAUCUUCGGAUUGGGAAACAAUCGAGCUUCAUGCCAGAGCUUUAGAAGACCAUCUAUUAUCUCAAACCAGAGCUGUUCAAAUUGAUGCCCCAUUAGUAUUGUAUCCUACAGGAUCAGUGACUGCAAACUUAGUUGUCAAGAAGUUAGAACCUGAGCCAAAAGCCAAAUACGCCAAAAUUAGUCCAAAUGCCGAAGUGAUAAUCGCACCCAAAGAGAGAAAGAAAAAGAAAACAAGGUCAGUUAGUUCAAGAUCAAGUUCAAAAUCAAGAAGAGCUCGUGAAAGUUCCGCAUCUGUUUUACUGAGAGGAAUUUCAUUACCGCAUAGUUUUUUCCAAAGCUAUAAAGAAAAGAAUAAAUAUGAAGUUUAUGCAAAUUUUGAUGAGAUCAUCUAUACAUUACACAAGGCUGAAUAUGUUCGAGUUUCCAUUAUGCCUGGACCUGGUAAGAAGCCUCAUGAACCUUCACCACAGGGAUCUGGCGAACCUGCAUCUACGACUGUUAUUGCAAAAUUAGUUCAUGAUCCAAAAGUUCAUAAUCACGUUGGAUUAUCGCGAUUAUUAGCUAUUGCAUUAGGUGUAACCGACCAAGUUGGUGAUAUGGUCCAAUUAGAACCAGCAGUUAAUGUAUCAAUCGAAAGAAAACUAGAGUUUGUUAUUCAUCCAUUCACAACAGUAUCUGCUCCUGUAUCAACUGACCAGCUUUCACUAAGCGAUGCCAAAGCUAAGAAGGAAAAAGAAGAAAGACAAAAAAAGAUAACUGAAAUGAAGGAGGAACUUUCUGAAGGAUUUUUCAAUCCUGAAACUCAUAUUGAAACUUGUCUUACUAAUAAAGUUAGACUACCUAGUAUGGAUGGUCUUCCACAGGGUGGUGUUUUACAAUUCAAAGGAACAAAGUCAGAAUGGAUAAUGUCUUUGAAGAAUACUAGAUUGAAUAUAGAUAUUGGUGAUGAAAUUGUCAUUCCGGAAUCUCAAAUACCACCUAAGAUCGAACAAGAUGUUUCAAAUGAACCAAUUGAGAAACCUUUAGGUCAAGAUGAUCUCAUUAAAAAGAUUGAAAAAGUUUUGAAAAGAAGAAAAAUUGGUGCAUUGAUCUUUGGUGCUUCCGGUUCUGGUAAAUCAUUGAUAGUCAAUGAAAUUGCACAAAGAUUAUACAAUGAUGGUGUGUUUAGACUACAUGUCCAAUGCUCAGAUUUUUCAAAAGAGUCAUCUUCAAACAUUAAAGAUAAAAUCUCUGCUUGGUUAACAAAAUGUGCUUGGUAUACACCUAGUGUGUUGGUUCUCGAAGGUAUUGAAUCUUUAUUUCCUGCUGAAAGUGAAAAUGCUGAUAAUGGUCAAACUAGACAAUUGACCGAAUACUUUGUUCAAACUGUGGAAUCAAUAAUGAAGUCGAAAAAUUUGAUAAUUUUGGCAACUGCAAGAUCAAAAGAAGCUGUCAACAGCUUUCUCUUCUCAAGUCAUUGCAUUGAAGAUUCGUUCAACUUAAGAGCUCCAAAUAAAGGGGUUAGACAAUUGUUGAUUGAGGAAUUUUUGAAAAAAGAUAAUUUAUCUCUUUCAACAGAAUUUGACGCAUCACAAUUAUCAUUAGAAACUGAAGGUUAUUUGCCUAGUGAUUUGAAAGUUCUUGUUGAUAGAAUCAAUCAUGAAUCCAUUUAUUCUUCAAUUGAAAAAGGUGAGAUCGAACCAACUAAAAUAGUUUCAAAUGAAUUAUUUACAAAAGCUAUUUCUGGAUAUGUUCCUUCAAAUCUGAGAGGUGUUAAACUACAAAAAUCUACAACAAGCUGGAUUGAUAUUGGUGGGUUAACAGAGGCAAAAUCCAUAUUGUUGGAAACUUUAGAAUGGCCAACUAAAUAUGCGCCUAUUUUCAAAUCUGCCACUUUGCGUUUAAGAUCAGGGAUCUUAUUAUAUGGGUAUCCAGGUUGUGGUAAAACUUUACUUGCCUCUGCAGUUGCUGGUCAAUGUGGACUAAACUUCAUAUCGGUCAAAGGUCCUGAGAUUUUAAACAAAUAUAUUGGUGCAAGUGAACAAUCUGUUAGGGAGUUGUUCGAAAGAGCACAAGCUGCAAAACCUUGCAUCCUGUUCUUUGAUGAAUUUGAUUCAAUUGCUCCAAAGAGAGGUCAUGAUUCCACCGGUGUUACUGAUAGAGUUGUCAAUCAAAUGUUGACUCAAAUGGAUGGUGCCGAAGGUUUAGAUGGGGUUUAUGUCCUUGCUGCUACAAGUAGACCUGACUUGAUUGAUUCUGCAUUAUUACGUCCAGGAAGAUUGGAUAAGAGUGUUAUUUGUGAUAUGCCUAAUCAUGAAGAUAGGUUGGAUAUACUUAAAUCAAUCACAAGAAAGAUGAACUUGGGCCCUGAUGUCGAUCUAAAUGAAGUUGCUACUCAAACACAAGGAUUCUCAGGCGCCGAUUUACAAGCUGUUGGUUACAAUGCUUAUUUACAAGCUGUUCAUGAAAAAUUAGAGAAAGAUAAAUUGGAAAGUGAAGGAGAAGUUAAAUCUUCAAAUCAAAACGUUCAUGAAUUUGUUCAAUUGUCUUUGAAACAAGCUAAACAAAACCAUGAUAUGAAACCACAUGAAAGAACUAAACUUCUUCGUCAAAUCGAACCCCUACUGGAGAACAUUGAAAAAGAAAAACAAGAAUCGGAACAAGAGACAAAGAAAUCAGAAAAGAAAGAUAAUGGCGUCGUGAUCAAAAAUAGCGAUUUCCUCACCUCUUUAAAAGAUACAAAACCGAGUAUUUCAGUAUCUGAAAAGUUGAAACUGGGCUCAAUUUAUAACCAAUUUGUUUCAGGAAGAGAUGGAAAUAUGCCUGAUGGAACAUCUAGUAAUGAAAUAGGAGCUAGGUCUACUUUAAUGUGA